AUGUCACAUAAUAGAAGCAAAGUUAAUUGUACAUUUUACGAGAAGAUCGGUGCUUGUCGGCACGGUGAGAAAUGUUCUAGAAAACACAUCAAACCAAGAACCUCUAAAACCAUUAUGUGCCCCAAUCUUUAUCAGAAUCCAGAACUAAACGACGCGUUGAAAUCAAAACUUAAAAAGGAGCAGAUAGAUGAUUUAUUCAAUAAGUUUUAUGAAGACCUUUUCAUAGAAUGCUCGCUUUUGGGGGCACAGGUCGAGGAUAUUGUGGUUUGUGAAAAUGCUAAUGAUCAUUUGAACGGCAAUGUCUAUAUAAAAUUUGCGACAGAAUCACUGACAGAUAAGAUCCUACAGAAUUUCAAUACUAGAUGGUACAAUGAUCGGCCGGUUUAUUGUGAGUUGAGUCCGGUGAGAAACUUCAACCAAAGUGUUUGUAAACAACAUUUCAUGGGGAAAUGUGACCGUGGGGACAUGUGUAAUUUCAUGCACUCAAAGAGACCUAGCGAAGGGUUGUUUGAAGGUUUAUAUCUUAGCCAAGCGAAGUAUUUGAUGAGUCAAGGUAAAUGGGUUGACAAAAGACGUCACUAA
Saccharomycopsis crataegensis is the source of this 582-nucleotide messenger RNA. Its product is annotated as splicing factor SR family protein. Bases 1 to 582 code for a protein of 193 amino acids. NCBI's taxonomy places the organism in Eukaryota, Fungi, Ascomycota, Saccharomycetes, Ascoideales, Saccharomycopsidaceae. Gene Ontology annotation, cellular component: U2AF complex; spliceosomal complex. The record is from RefSeq and is a predicted model, not a curated record. Gene Ontology annotation, molecular function: pre-mRNA 3'-splice site binding; metal ion binding. Gene Ontology annotation, biological process: mRNA splicing, via spliceosome. The transcript has a single exon.